Messenger RNA from Hydractinia symbiolongicarpus, 2249 nucleotides. RefSeq names its product FAS-associated factor 1-like. The transcript has 20 exons. Gene Ontology annotation, molecular function: ubiquitin binding. Lineage: Eukaryota; Metazoa; Cnidaria; Hydrozoa; Anthoathecata; Hydractiniidae. The coding region runs from base 146 to 2176 and encodes 676 amino acids. The record is from RefSeq and is a predicted model, not a curated record. Gene Ontology annotation, cellular component: nucleus; endoplasmic reticulum.
AAAACAAAGUCAGAUCAAAAAUACAUUUUAAUCAAUGACAGAAACGAAAGUAGUUUCUAGACGCUUCUCCCGCAUGACGUAAUUCUUCCGAAAAUAUCAAUAUUAUAACCCGAAAGAUAAACAUCAGCAUAAUAACAUAGAAAAAAUGGCAGCCGGAGCUUGGGAUAGAGAUAUGAUAUUUGCCAAUUUUCAGGCUGCAUCUGGAAUUGAGGACUAUGAAAGCUGUAUUUCUGUGCUUGAAGCUAACGACUGGGAUCUGCAGGCUUCUUUAAAUGUAGUAUUAACACAGCAAGAAAAUGAAAAUCAGAUGCUGAAUGCAUUAUCACAUCAAAGAAAGUCUCCAAUAGAUGUGGAUAAUCCUCCUUUUAUUGACUUGGACCCAGACCCUACAUCUUCAUUAGUAGAGCGUGACUGCAGUGCUCCCGAAGUUCGUAAAAUUAAUUUUCAAAUAGUGUGGCAUGAUCGCACGCUUCCUGUCAUUAUUAGCGAAACAGAAACUGUUGGUGCUCUAAAACGAAUGUUGGAAAUACAAACUGGAAUUCCACAAGCAGAAAUUAACUUAGAAGGAUGGCCGUCUGGUGAUUCUAGUGUUUCAGAUUCAGUCGACCUAUCAACCUUAAAUUUAUGUGGUCAAACACACCUCGUAUUACACACACCUACCAAAGUUACAGUUUCACCAGCUGAAUAUCUUCCAUGCAACAUACCUGCUUUUCGCAAGAGCAGCAAAUCAUCUGAACCAGAUUCACCGCCAAGAGUAAUAGAUGUUGAUCUUCAUGAUGACCAACCAACCUGCAGUAACUCUCCAGAUAUUAGUUUAACGGUCAAUUACCUCGGAAGAGAUUUUAGGUUGCGAUAUGAAAGACACCAAACCGUAAAAGAUGUAAAACAACAAUUGUUCAUGCUAACCAAAAUUUCGACAAGACUUCAAGUGUGGGAAGGAUGGCCGGAUGGAACAAUUGAUAGCUCACGUUUGGGCGACCUUGAUUUGUCUCAACCCGAUCAUUUUUUACUCAUCUCUUCCCAAACGACCAACGCAGCUGUUACAAGAACUUCGAUGGACUCUCUAAGGCCGUGGGAUUCAGGUACUGCAGGAAGUCCUGCCGACACUGACUUGGAUGAACAAAUUAUAUCCGACGACGAUGAUGAUGCCAUUUUCGACCCAGAGGCCAACCAAUCGAAAAGAUUGUUACCUCUGUUAUCAAGAGACUCUUCAGAUACUUCUGAAGCGUUAAUACAAUUCCAGUUCCAGUUUGAGGAACGAUAUGGUGAAUUCCACCCAGCUUUCUUUGUUGGUCCACUGAAAGAUGCAAUAGAGGAAGCAGCUGGUUCAUCAGCACCUGAGAGGAGACCCUUGCUUGUUUAUCUCCAUCAUGACAACAGCAUUCUCACGAAUAUUUUCUGCAGCCAGAUACUAUGUUCUGAACAGUUUGUCUCGUUUGUCAGUCAAAAUUUUGUCAUCUGGCCAUGGGACAUGACGUUUGAAAGUAACAGACAAAGAUUUGUCAACCUACUAGUCCAACAUUUCGGCAACAUGGCGGCCAACACGGUUUCAAAAUUUCGCGAUCAGGAGUACCCGUUACUUUUGAUUGUGAUGAAAUCAAAAGCUGGUGUGGAAGUUUGCUCCGUAUUGCAAGCGAACACUUCACUGGACGAGCUCAUGAUGGGUUUGAUAAAUGGUUAUGAAGUAUUUGAACAAGCAAAACUGGUGGAAGUAAAAUCUGAGAGUGAACGUCUUGAAAGAGAGGCAAUGAAACAGGAACAAGAUGAUGCAUAUCACCAAUCACUGGCAGCCGAUCGUGCCAAGGUAGAGGCUGAAAAAAAGAGAGCUCAAAUCGAAGUUGAUAAAAAAUACCAAGAAGAACUUGAUGCGCAAAUGAAAGAAGCUGAGCGUAUGUCAUGCGUUGAACAACUACCCGAAGAGCCUCCGAAAACUGCUCAAGAUAUCACGAACAUACUUUUCCGAUUUCCCGGUGGCGAGCGAGAGGCGAGAAGGUUCAACGAGACUGACAAGUUAAAGACAGUGUUCAUGUAUGUGACUUCGAAAGGUUUUAGUACAAGUGAGCAUCGGAUCGUCACCAACUUCCCUAGAAGACAGUUAACAGAAGAUAAUCUACAACAGACAUUGAAAGAAUUAAAACUCUGUCCACAAGAAACUCUAUUUGUCGAAGAAAUUUAAUUGUUUAUAAUAUAUUUAUGUGUGGUUUUUGUAAAUGUUUUUAUUGUUUAAAACUUCUUUCAAAUAAGAAAUA